CUCAGUAAGUGCUGGAAAACGCUUCCGACAAUAGUGUGAUGCUCUACAUUACUCACCAUUGUUAGUUAAGUCUGUGUUUUCAUUAUAUUUUAGGAUUGGUUUGGCCAGUGAAGAAUUACCAUUACCAAAUUGAUUCAACUAAUACAAUAUUAUCGUUGAAAGUGGUUGAAAAAAUUUUUUCAGUGGGCUUUUAACAGAAAGCAAACCUACAUUUUUCGUUGAGAAAGCGGUCAAAACUAAGCCGGCGAUAGUAGAUCCAUUUUCUCUUCAUACGAUCAGAACUUACAUAGUUUAAAUGUCUUCAACCGAAGUGAAGCUAUCAAGGCUGCUGAUCUUAGCGCAAAAGUUUAACAACUUUUAUUUAUCAGGUAUUCAUAAGUGUGACAUUCGUCCAUUUGUGGUAGAGGGGCAACAAGUUGGUCUUAUUAAGUCAGAUGUUUUAAAACAUCUUAAAAAGUAUCCUGAAGUAUUUUGCAUUCGGACUUGUGAGCAAAGUAAACAGGGUUCGGUAGAGCUAAAUCCUGCUUUUCGUGACUAUAACGAGCGCACUGAGCAACUGGAAAAGGUUUUGCGUAACCUGCGCUCCGAGGGACUUUUUCCUGCAUUACAGGGAUGGAGGGAUGAGUAUUUCGAGGUAAAAGCAGACUGCAGAGCUCUACUUAAAAUGGAACGAGCAGCUACACCGCUCUUUGGAGUGCGAAAGUACGGCGUUGAUAUAAACGGUUACGUAAGGCACCCGACGCUUGGGUUAUGCAUUUGGCUGCAGCAGCGGUCAAACACAAAAGAGACCUGGCCUGGAAAGUGGGACAAUAUGGUAGGCGGUGGACUUUCAGUCGGCUUUGGUAUUAAGGAAACAGCCAUUAAGGAGGCUGCAGAGGAGGCAUCAAUUCCUUCUGACCUAGUCAAGAAUUUGGUGUCCGCAGGAUGUGUCUCAUUUUACUUUGAAAGCCGACAAGGACUUUUUCCCAAUACCGAAUAUGUUUUCGACUUAGAGCUACCACUUGACUUUGUGCCUCAAAACGCUGACGGGGAGGUCCAGGCCUUCGAGCUACUAACAGCCAAGGACUGUGUGGAGCGCGUUUUUACUUCAGAUUUCAAGACAACUUCAGCGCCUGUGGUGAUCGAUUUUCUUAUCCGACAUGGGCACAUAACAGCAGAUGAUGUUGUCGACUUCACGCAAAUCGUUGAGCUCCUGCACGUGCCCUUACAGUCCCUAUAUACGUACAAGACACGCUUUGAGCAAUCCAUUAAGCAACCUCAAUUCUUGCCAGGUGAUUCCAAAAACUGCAACUGUGAAAUAUUUCAGAAAAUAUCAGUGGAGAAUGGGCACAAGAAGUCAAAUUAAUCUGAAAUGCUGAUAAGUCUUAAAAAUAAAUAAUGAGGCAGGGCUACAAAGAAAUAUUAAUGCAAGCUCAAAACAAAAUAAAAGUGAUUGUAAUUGAAGUGAACUUUCUGAAGCCCAGGCUAGUAUCAAAGAGGUACACAUUAUUAAUGGACGUAUGACCCUUCCCUACAAGUCUGAUUAUAAAUGAAAGUUCAUAAAAAAUACAAUUUUGCUUUAAGCUUUUUUUAUUUCACAAUAUCGGUCAGCUUUAACAAGUAAAAUUAUUACAAAUACAUAUAUAUAUAUAUAUAUAUAUAUAUAUAUAUGUAUAUAUAUAUAUAUGUGUAUAUAUUAUAAAAUAUAUAUAUAUAUAUGUGUAUAUAUAUAUAUAUGUGUAUAUAUUAUAAAAUAUCAUUUCAUUUGUGUAGUCUACUAACAGCUGUCAAGAGUUUGUAAUACAAUUAGAUUUUUAAGAGUAGUGUUGAGCUGGUAUUGUAUUGCUGUGCUAUCUAACGUAUAAUGAACAAAAUAAUGACAAAUUCUCAAAUUCUGCUGAAAAAUAUUAUGAAGCGUAAUAUUUCAUUGUAUAGUGAUAAGCGUUGGUUUGGGCUUUAUUCGUUGUUUUCGUUGGUAUAAACAAGCAAAUUUUAACUAUUUUUUAAAAUAUUAAUUGUUAUUAUAUAACCUCCCCUGAUACUUGUCAAACAUGGAGAAAAACCACAAAACUCGUUUUUUGUCAAAAUAUUCAAUUUACUUAAAAUGCAAUAUUAUAGCAGUGUGAAUUAUAUAUAUUACAUCUUUUAUUAUAUGUAGUAACCAAAGUGCUCAAAAUUAAGAGAUACAUUAUAUAGGUAGGAUAAUGUUUUAUGUACAUUUUUUGUAACCUAAUACAAUAUUUAAUAAAGUAAAUAUAUUAAAGGCCGAAAAA
Messenger RNA from Drosophila simulans, 2252 nucleotides. RefSeq names its product nudix hydrolase 24, chloroplastic. Lineage: Eukaryota; Metazoa; Arthropoda; Insecta; Diptera; Drosophilidae. The transcript is spliced from 4 exons. The coding region runs from base 296 to 1345 and encodes 349 amino acids. The record is from RefSeq and is a predicted model, not a curated record. Gene Ontology annotation, molecular function: 8-oxo-dGDP phosphatase activity.